AUGUCAGCCAAUAAAGUUAAAAAAUUACUUGUUAUUGGAGGAAGACCAACUAUUAAUUGGUAUAACUUAUUUAAGAAUACGUCUAUUGGGAGUUAUACUAUUGAAGUUGAAUUUACUAUGUGGGACGAAAUGGUAUUAACAAGUUAUAGUGAUUCUGGUUGUAUUAUCUCUAUUAUGCCAAGUAAGUAUGCUAUUCCAGAUACUCCAAUGAAUACUAGAAGAACAUUUCAACCAGAUUUCUUAUUAAUAAGGGGUGCUUGUCAAGGAGUUUAUGGACAAGAUUGGAGAAAUGAGUUGUUGGGAUUAAUGUAUUGUGGAAUUCCUUCAAUUAACUCAUUAGAGUCUUUAUAUAUGUGUUUAGAAAAACCAGUAAUUUACUCUAAAUUACUUCAAAUACAUAAACAGUAUAAAGAAAAAUUUCCUUUAAUCCCCCAAACAUAUUACCCUUCAUGGAGUUCAAUGAGUUUUAAUACUGGAUUUCCAUUGGUUGCUAAAGUUGGAACAGUACAUGCUGGAUUUGGUAAAAUGAAACUUGAAAAUCAAGAAGAUUUUGAUGAUUUGGUUUCACUUAUUGCAUUACAAAAUAAGUACGUCACUACUGAACCAUAUAUUAAAUGGGAUUAUGACUUUAGAAUUCAGAAAAUUGGAGAUCACUAUAGAGCAUUUCAAAGAGUUUCUUCUUGUUGGAAAGGAAAAGGAAUGAACCAAACUGAUAAUGAUGUUCCAGUAACUGAUGAAUAUAAAAGAUAUAUUGAUUUAGCUUCAAAAGCUCUUGGAAUGGAUAUAUGUGCUUUAGAUGGAAUUCAUGACCCAAUAACAAAUAAAAAUUAUAUUAUUGAAUUAAAUGAUUCUGCAAUUGGUUUAGUUCAAAGACAUGUUGAAGAGGACCUUAACUAUAUUAAAGAACUUGUUUUAUCCCGCAUGAAACAAGUAUAUAAACUUUAA
This is a messenger RNA of Entamoeba dispar SAW760, 945 nucleotides long. Its product is annotated as synapsin-2, putative. Gene Ontology annotation, cellular component: synaptic vesicle; synaptic vesicle membrane. The record is from RefSeq and is a predicted model, not a curated record. The transcript has a single exon. Gene Ontology annotation, molecular function: ATP binding. Bases 1 to 945 code for a protein of 314 amino acids. NCBI's taxonomy places the organism in Eukaryota, Evosea, Mastigamoebida, Endamoebidae. Gene Ontology annotation, biological process: neurotransmitter secretion.